GACAUUCUUAACCCCUUCUUUGUGUCCCGGAACUCGAAUACCCUUCUAAUGUAACAGGUCUUCUUAGUCAAGCGGGAAAUGUGUGCAUUAUUCUACAAUAUUUAGCAUCUAAGCUUCGUAUUUAGUUUGCUGUUAUUCUGCAGCUACAGGAAACCGAUGCUUUUUUUUUUCUUUGUACAUAGAUCAGUAUUUCACGUGGAUUAUCUGCAGUGGGUUGAUAUUUUAUUUUCAGCAUUUUCAUUUUCAUCAGAUGAUUGUGUAGUUAGGUCAACGAUUCAUUAUAAGAUUCAGAUAGAAAAACGAAUCACAACUCAAAGACUAUGUGAAAGUGAAACGCUUUAUUGGGUGUUAGAUCUUUGUAUCACAUAGAAAUUCUGAUCUAUGUAAUGUACAAAGGCACUGGAUAUCUCAUGUUGCGGCUGACUCAAUUGUCUGUGUUACAAGCUCUGGAGCAGUCAAUGCUGAGUCCUCUACACAAUCAUUGCUGCAGGGAUUAAAUCUAUUUUUUUGAAUUGAAGAGAUACAAUCAGUACAAGAAAAUGUUAUCAUCAACACUGCAGAGAGUGAGUUGCGUAUCUGAACUGUAGGUGAGCACUUGGUUAUCGACCCUUGUUAGCGGUUACAACCACGUCAAAGCAAUCAUCUAAGUUGAUGUUUUUCUCUUGAAGUUGUUCAUUGCUCUUCGCGUAGUCCUUCUGGUCGGAUCUUAAUUAACACAAUAUCUGGACAUUUCAUGAGUUCAAUACAGCUCCAUCGCGUGACAAUCAUCUGGCCACACGAACUGUACCAGCAUGUCAAUUGACGAACUCUAUAACGGCACAGAGCAUGUCCAGAAUAUGUCUCGUGUACACCUUGGCGAGCAAGACCUCAUUUGCAUGAGCAACGGCUCCGGAAGUAACUCAACAUGCACCAUUCCCGCCGGCCUUGGCAUCAGUUUGUCCACGCCCAUUCUGAUGAUGACCAUCGGGGUGGUUGGCAAUGUCCUUGCACUGUUGGUGCUGUACUCGUCCAGACGAGAGGCUCAAGCUAGAAGGACUGUGUUUUUUGUUAUGUUAGCUGGCCUUGCCUGGAGCGACCUAGCUGCCCAGUUGACUGUAAGUCCUAUUGCCAUAGUUACCUACGCCAACAACUUGCAGUGGGUUGGAGGGACGCCUCUGUGCAGGUACCAUGGUGUUAUGAUGGUGUCGUUCGGAUUGGUUAUUCCUCUCAUCGUCAGCUGCAUGUCUUGUGAGAGAUUCAUCGCCAUUCGGUUCUCAUACUUCUACGCCAGGCACAUCACUCGGAGAAAAGCCCAGCUGACUUUCCUGGCCUGCUGGACGGUCACAGCGACCUUCACCGCUCUCCCGUUUGUUGGAUUUGGAAGCUACGAGCGCCAGUACCCCGGCACUUGGUGCUUUCUUAACUUCCACAAGGAGAGCGUCCUGGACUCUAUUUACGCCGCCAUGUUUGCCGUGCUAAACAUCGUCGCCAUUUGUGUCAUGAUUAUCUGCAAUGUUGUCGUGGCGCUCACCUUACUGCGCCUGCGCAUGAGUAAGCAUUUGAACGGUUCUCCUUCUCUGGAUAGAAGACUUUCUGUGUCUGGUGUAGUAGGCUCCAGUACCACUCCAGGGACUGUUAUACGUGGAAGGCGUCACUCAGAUAUGGAAGCCCAGAUGAUAUGGUUCCUAUGUUUGAUUACAAUCGCCUUUUCCGUCUGCUGGAUGCCGUUAAAUAUUCACAUUUUCUUAAGACAAUUUUCUGACAAGAACAAUCCAGAACUAGACUUGAUCGUUAUACGGAUGGCAAGCUGUAAUCAGAUUCUUGAUCCCUGGCUCUACGUCAUCUUUCGCAAAAACUCCAUGCUUCGGAUAUUCAAACGCCUAAAAGCAUGCUUCGGGAAAAAGAAAGAGCCACCACGUAAUGGAACACAAAGGUGUCCAUCUGUCAGGUACGUCAUGGGAAACAGAAGCUUCACUAUGGAGGCAACUACCAUGGGGAAAUCGGUCAUGCAUGGCAAGGGUGAUCUAUCUCCAUCAGUACCUUUGAAAGAUCCUUUCCUAAAGGCGCAUUCAGAAAUAAGUUUAGAGAGCAUGGAAAGUAUGUCAAGGCUGAUGUGCAUUGCUUCUAACCACGAAGACCACAGCCGUCGCCGUAGGAGUGACCAAAAGCCUCUCAUUGACCUUCGGCUAGGACAUUCUCCAACAGAUAAAAGAACGUUCGAAACGGUCCAGUCUGAAAGUCAUUGUCCAGUAUUAACGUCCAACAUGUCUCAGUCUUUCAACCAAUGCGUUUCUUUGCCGCUAAUCGAGAAAAAGAAAGACAACUCAUGGCUGAAUGGCAGACCAUUGACGGGAAAAAGUGAAUGUGGAGAUGUACUUCGUCCUACCUACGAUUCCGUAGGCUCCACAAACUGCGUCACUUAUUGUCAGCCAAGCAUCCAGCCAGGAACGCCUACCAACGAACGGGAAGAUCCUCCAGACACCUCGGGAAUUAAGAUGGACAGACCUCAACGCCAGCCGCCUAAAUCUAUGAUGGUUACUGACUCGAACUAUGUUGUCAUUUCCCCUCCACCGUCUACACCAGAACGUUCAAAGACUCCUUUGUUGGCAUCCUCAAACACUCUUUACAUCCUUCAGGCUCUUACGCCCUCUGGCAAACCGCAAAUUGGAAAACAUCGAAAUGGCCAAUCGUUACACGUCGGCGACGCGAUGGUUGAUAUCAACAAUUUGUUCCAGUCGAAGACGUUACUUGUGAGCUCUAAGAGCAACAGUGAGAACCUGUGCCCGAGCUACUGCACUCCAGAUUUAUCUGAGGAUAAAUUAACAACACAAUCGUACUCAGAGGACACAACGCAAGCCAAAUGUUAACAUUUCAAUAGACGCCCUGGAAGCUCUAUAGAUAUUUCUAGACUACAAGUGCAUUCCAAUGAAAAAAGUAAUACGGUAGCAGUCAAUACACCAGUUUCAGAUAAGAACAGCUGUUACAGAAAUGGCUCUCUUCACGUUACUCAAGAAGAGAAUCGAAAUUCUGUUCAAACAUUUCUGGCCAUUGAAGGCCAACAAAGUUCAUUGGGUGAUAAGAAAGUGUAAUCAGUCCGUGUAGCUCCUGACAUUGAAGGCCAACAAAGUUCAUUGGGUGAUAAGAAGAAAGUGUAAUCAGUCCGUGUAGCUCCUGACAUUGAAGGCCAACAAAGUUCAUUGGGUGAUAAGAAGAAAGUGUAAUCAGUCCGUGUAGCUCCUGACAUUGAAGGCCAACAAAGUUCAUUGGGUGAUAAGAAGAAAGUGUAAUCAGUCCCUGUAGCUCCUGACAUUGAAGGCCAACAAAGUUCAUUGGGUGAUAAGAAAGUGUAAUCAGUCCGUGUAGCUCCUGACAUUGAAGGCCACAGGGUGGAAAUGUUUGGACUGAUCAGAAGUCAGCCUACUAGAGGUGAUGUUCAAAGAGAAUGUUUUCCUUUGUUUUAAAAUAGUAUCAAAAUUAAAUGUUAACUAGAAUUUAUAUACAAGAAAAAAAAAACCUUUACAAGGAAAGUCACAAAAUACUACAUCAUUCUUUCAAUGAAUUUUGAAUCCAUGUGUUAGUGAAAGUCUAAAAGUUGAAAUGUCAUUGGGAUCAUGUGUCAAUGAAUGCAUGAAUGUCAAUGGGUCCAUAUAUCAAUGAAUAAGUCAUGAUGUCAAUUUCUCCAUGUGUCAAUGAAUGUCUACAAGUCAAAAUGUCAAUGAGUGCCAAAAUGAGUCCAUGUGUCACUGAGGGUCAGUGAGUCCAAGUCUCAACAAGAUUAUGUCAGUAAGCCAAUGUAGACUUUCAAACUAAAUGCAAUCUGUUUUACAAAGAUCUGGAAAAUGCUGUUUCAGUGGUUAUAUCAUUCAAACAAAAGUGAUUCUUAAAGCACUUGAUGUACAUAUAAAUCUGUUGUUUGUGUGUGUGUUCUGGAAGCCACGAGGACAUAUGGCGAGUGGGAGAAUGAAACAAAAAAGACAAACUAACUUGUUUAUAAAUAUGUAUGUAUAUUUCAGUACUUCAACAGCUGAAGAUUGUAUUACAGACCUUAUGGAUAACCUUCAAUUGUGCACUUAUUCUCUUGUUCAACUACAAGUAUUAUAAAUCUUUUGUAUAAAAUUAAUUUGUGCAAAUGUGACACUCAAUUAGUUUUGAACAAAACAACAUGAAAUAAAAUCUUUAUCAACUAACUUUCAGGAAGAAACAAACUCUUUUGAAAGUAUUUUGUAUGAGCAGUUUAAUAUUCCAACACGCAGAUGUACUUAACAUGCACAUUACUUUUUGGUAUUUUGAAACAAAGUGUUUUGGCUCUUCUUUUUUUCAAUCAAUUUAUUGGUACAAACACUGACCUAUAUAUUAUACACACAUGGCUUUAUUCUUCAUAGUGUACAGAAAGCAUUCCUUCAAUCUCCAAAGUUUUGUAUGAGACACUACACAAUGUAAAAAGAAUUUUUUGAAACACUAUUUUAUUAUAUAUGACAUGACAACGGUAUUGAGAAAUCAGAAUUUCAAACUUAUUACUGUUGGUGUAAUCCUUAAAUGGCAUAUUAUUCUUUAAAUAAAACUAUUUAUCAAAUUU
Biomphalaria glabrata is the source of this 4555-nucleotide messenger RNA. RefSeq names its product prostaglandin E2 receptor EP4 subtype-like. Lineage: Eukaryota; Metazoa; Mollusca; Gastropoda; Planorbidae. The transcript has 6 exons. Gene Ontology annotation, cellular component: plasma membrane. The coding region runs from base 792 to 2846 and encodes 684 amino acids. The record is from RefSeq and is a predicted model, not a curated record. Gene Ontology annotation, biological process: adenylate cyclase-activating G protein-coupled receptor signaling pathway; inflammatory response; positive regulation of cytosolic calcium ion concentration. Gene Ontology annotation, molecular function: G protein-coupled receptor activity.